GUAAACGGAAGCUGGGAAGCGGCUGAUGAGGCCUGGGUAGUUGUACUGAGAGCCAAAUCCUGAGUGUCAAUGACCUGUUCAGGUGCAGAGCAAGCAGGCCUGCACCACGGGGAAUCAUGUGGUGCAGACCUGGGGUCAGAACACACGGUGGACUUCGGGGAAAGUAAAACUCCGGGCUGCCGUGGGCGCCGCGCAGUGAAGCCUGGGGGAGUCUGCAGUGCAGCCUGGGGGAGUCUGCAGUGCAGCAGCUGGACCCGCCUCCCUACCGCCCUGGAUCCUCCCAGCCACUGGUGUGACUGUGGACUUCCAGAAGGACAGGCAGUGUCAGGAUCCUUCUGGGAAGGCCUUGUUGCAGAAUUUCAGCACUCUGGUUUGUGUGGGUGAGAACAGUUUGCUUCCAGCCUCCCUUGUUCCUCCUCAGGAAGAGGGCUCACUGAUCACCCAGACUGCUCACCUGUGAAGCACAACAAAGAGCCCUAGAAGGUGUAGAGGGAGGAGACAGUAGCUAAGAAUCCAGGUUGUGAUGGUUUGUAUAUAGUUGGCCCUGGGACUGGCAUUUUUUGGAGAUGUGGCCUUCUUGAUGUAGGUGUGCCACUAUAGGCUUGGGCUUUAAAACCUUCAUCAUAGCUGCUUGGAAGCCAGUCUUCUAGCUGCCUUCAGAUGAAGAGAAGAACCCUUAGAUCCUCUUGCACCAUGCCUGCCUGAAAACUGUCAUACCCCCACCUUGAUGAUAAUGAACUGAACUUCUGAACCUGACCACAAGCCAGCUAUUCAUUGUUCCGAAAGGAGACAUUCAGAGAAGAGAAGAGAAACAGAAACGGAUGAUUUUCCAGUAAACAUGUCCCAGUGUCUGUUGACAUUUGGGGAUGUGUCUGUGGACUUCUCGCAGGAGGAGUGGGAAUGCCUGGACUCUGCUCAGAGGGCUCUGUACAUUGAUGUGAUGUUGGAGAAUUACAGCAACCUGGUCUCUGUCGAGAACUACUCCACAUGUGAUACUGUUCAUCAACAUGUGAACACUGGAAAGGAGUCUUGUCAGCGUAAUAAUCUUGGUGAAAUGCUUCGCAAUCCCUCCCAUGAUGCACUUUAUAAAAGAGGUGACUCUACAGACACUUCUAAUAACCACAGAUGCUGUAAGGACAAGGAUUCCUCUGUUGACUCGUCAAACCAAUGCAGACAUAGGAGCAUCCACACUGGAGAAGAACCUUGCAUAUCUGAAGACUGUGAGAAAUCUUUAAAUGUGUGUUCCAGCAUUAUUCAAGACGAAAGACUCUACACUGGAAAUAAAGAACACAGAGAAGAUGAAUAUGACAACUAUUUCAACUGUACAUAUAAUCUCAUGCAACAAAACGUUUACUUUGAAGAGAAAUCACAUGAGUGUGGGAAAUGCGGUAAAUGCUUCAGUACCUCCUCAAGGCUCAUUAAACAUCAGAGAAUUCAUACUGGAAACAAACCUUUCAAGUGUAACAUUUGUGACAAAUCCUAUAACCGGUGUGCAAAUCUUAAAAUACAUCAAAGACUUCAUACUGGAGAGAAACCUUACAAAUGCAAAGAAUGUGGAAAGUCAUUUCGUCAAACCUCUGUACUUAAAAGUCAUCAGAAAAUGCAUACUGGGGAGAAGCCUUACAAAUGUAAGCAAUGUGACAAAUCCUUUGCCCACUCUUCCAGUUUUAGGACACACCAGAAAAUCCAUACUUCUGAGGAACACUGUAGUUGUUCAGAAUGUGGCAGGGAAUUUCAUCAGCUUUCACACCUUAGAAAACAUUACAGACUCCAUACUGGAGAGAAGCCUUACAAAUGCAAUGAGUGUGACGCAUCCUUUACCCACUAUGCAUCAUUAAAAUGGCAUCAGAAAACCCAUACUCCAGAGAUACAUUAUGAAUGCAAAGAAUGUGGGAAAUCCUUUCUUGAAUUAUCACAUCUUAAAAGGCAUUCUAGAAUCCAUACUGGUGAAAAGCCUUACAAAUGUGAGGUGUGUGACAAAUCCUUUUCUGUGAAUUCAGCUCUUAAGAUACAUCAGAAAAUUCAUACUGGUGAGAAACCUUACAAAUGUAUGGAAUGUGACAAGUCCUUUACUCAUAACUCAAAUCUUAGAGCACAUCAGAGAGUUCAUACUGGAGAGAAACCUUAUAGAUGUACAGAAUGUGACAAAUCUUUUACUAGGUCCUCCUACCUUAGAGCACAUCAGAAAAAUCAUACUUGAGAGAAACCUUACAAAUGCUAAGACUGUGACAAAACCUUUAUCCACCUUUCAAAUCUUAGAAGACAUCAAAGAGUUCAUACUGGAGUGAGACAUACCAAUGUAAAUCAUGUGACAUAGCAUUUAUCCAGUAUUAUCUUGGCUUACAAAUACAUAAUAGAAACAUAAGGAUGAGAAACUUGUAAAAGCUUUUAAUGAAGUUUUUUAAAUCUUAGAAAAUAUCACAGAAUUUAAGUUAAAAUUUUGCAAAUGCUAUUGUGUGAAAAGUUCCCUUCCCCCUCCCUCUUCCUUUGUGUGUGUGUGAGUGUAUAGGUGCUUUUAUGGUUGUAUCAUUGCACUACAUUGCAUAGUGCCCAUGGAGUCCAGACCUGGGAAGAAAUCCCCUAAAGCUGGAGAUAAAGACAUUUGUGUUUUGGGAAUUUUAGAGAAUUGGGGUAUUGAUUCCCCAAUCCUCUAAAAGAUUAGCUCUUGCUUUUAUAUGCUAAUCUAUCUCUAUACCCCCUGGGCAGAUUGGCAAUUAAAACAUCUUGUUCAUCAUCCAAAAAUUCAUAAUAAAAUUAUUAAUCCCGUGCAUGUUUGUGUUUGUGAACACCAUUUAAUCCCAGCACUCAACAAAGGCAAGAAGAUAUCUGUGAAUUCAAGGUUGUCCUGUUAUGGAUAAUUCAAGGACAGGCAGAACUACAUAAAUGUGUCUCAAAAAAUAAUAAUGAUGACAAAAUGUAAUAACAUUAAAAAUAUGGCAAAGAUCUCUAAUUGUUCUGUACAUCACAAAGUUUAUAUUUCUGAGAAACCAUAUAAAGUUAUACCAUAUAUAGUUCCAUGUCUUGCUCUUCAUUGGGAAUUAUACCUCCCCCAAAUGCGUUGAAUUUGACAAAGCUAUUACCUAGUGCUGAAAUUGCUGACUUAAAAGCAAAUUCAUCAUGAGAAAAAAUACACAAAAACUCUAAUAAAGUCUCAUCUUUUAUUCACCUUCAAAAUCUUUAUACUAGAGUGAAGCCUUACAAAUAGCAAGAACAUAAGAAACUAUAAAGAGAUAUAUAAGCUGUGCAUGUAGCAUCACAGGCAUGCUCACAGACAAAUCAGAAAUUGGUAAGAGUAUUGGGCUUGGUGGUGCAGACCUUUACUUCCAACACCCUGGAGGCAGAAACAAAUGGAUCUCUGAGUUCAAGAUCAGCUCUCAAGAAAAACCAGUGAGGGUGCACAGAAAUUCAUUUUGCACUAUUGAAGAAAAAUUGGGAGGUAUUAACCAAUGUUUUAAAUUAACAUCAUAUAGCUGUUAUUAACAGCCUGUCCACUCUCAAAGAGGUAAAAGAGACUAAGGGACUCUCCAUCAACUGUUAUUAAAUGGUAAUCAUCCAAUUCUUACACAGUUGCCUGUUCUUAGAAACUUCUGAAUGGUCGUGAAUCUCUUAUCCACUACCUGCUGUAAGAGGAGGCUUCUUUCACCAAGCUGGAGAGUUGUACAAACUGGAUAUGAAUAUUUAGAUGCCAAAUUAACAGCAGAAUCACUAACAAAAUUUCAAUUUGUUAUGUCCUUGGACCUACACUACCCAAGCCUUGGUGUUUGACCAUGGUAUAAAUUCCUCUCUAUGGGCAGGUCUCAAAUCCAAUCAAGAGACAGAUGGGCUACAGACAUCUCAUUUGUGUUGACCUUUUAGGAGCACCUUUCCUCCUCACUACUCCAGUACAUAUUUGAACCAUUCUGUUCCCAAUAUCCUCGCUCACUAAUUUCAUAUCACCCAUAAUCUAUUAUCCAUUCUUGCUUCCUGCAUCUCCCUUCUACUGGUCAAUUUCUAGCUUCUACAUGCAGUCUUACUUGAAUGAACAGAAACUUUGAAACUAAGAUCCACAUAUAAGAGCAAAUGUGCUGUUUGAAUGUUGGGGACCAAGAGGCAGAAUUCAUAAUUUCUAGUUAUCUACUUUUACCUCCAGAUACCACACUUUUAUUUUUAUUUACAACUGAGUAAUGUAUCAGGUUCCAUAGAUAUGUAUCAUAUUUUCACUUAUCCAUGUAUCAGUUGAUGGAUAUAUGAAUUGAUUCCAGGACUAGUGUGGUGGUUUGAAUAGGUGUGGCCCUCAGAGAUUCAUGUGUUUGAAUGCUUGGCCAUAGGAAUUGGCACUAUUAAAUGUGACCUUGUUGGAAGAAGUGUGUCACUGUGGAGAUGGACUAUGAGGUCUCUCAGGUUCUGCCCAGUGCAGAAAAUAGUCUCCUCCAAGAAUCCUGUUGAAGAUAGUCUCCUACUGGCCUUCUGAUGUAGAACUCCUCUAGUACCAUGUCUGCCUCCAGGAUGGCAUGCCUGUUGCCAUGAAGAUAAUGGACUAAACCUCUGAAACUGUAAGCCAGGCCCAAUUAAAUGUUUGCCUUUAUAAGAGUUGCCUAGGUCAUGGUGUCUCUACAAAGAAAUAAAACUGUAACUAAGAAGUGGUA
Messenger RNA from Mus caroli (Ryukyu mouse), 4625 nucleotides. The record is from RefSeq and is a predicted model, not a curated record. NCBI's taxonomy places the organism in Eukaryota, Metazoa, Chordata, Mammalia, Rodentia, Muridae.